Molecule: messenger RNA, 2505 nt
Organism: Glarea lozoyensis ATCC 20868
Lineage: Eukaryota; Fungi; Ascomycota; Leotiomycetes; Helotiales; Helotiaceae
Product: WD40 repeat-like protein
Exons: 3
Coding region: 1-2505 (834 amino acids)
Biological process (GO): intracellular protein transport; vesicle-mediated transport; DNA repair
Cellular component (GO): nuclear replication fork; membrane coat
Molecular function (GO): chromatin binding; protein binding; structural molecule activity
Source: RefSeq, a predicted model, not a curated record
AUGGCGACGACAUCCCAAAUCCGGGUGCGAGGGCGACCGGCGCAUACAUCUGGGCCUACACACUGCUCUUAUACCCCAGAUGGAACGAAAUUGGUCACAGUUGGCUCAAACAACACCGCGCGAGUGUAUCACACUGGAUCUGACGGCGAGCCCGCAAAUGUCGACGAAAUCAUGGAGAACAAUCUUGCUGUGAGCUCGACGAAUCAAUUCUUUGUUGCCGGCGCCGAAGAUGGAACUGUCAGCAAGUACAAUUUUGAUACCAUGACCUUCGAUCAUUACUUGGUCCGAUCUUCCCUUCCGGUGCGAGAUGUUUGCAUCAGUCCAGACGGCAGAUGGUGCGCUGUUGCCAGUGACGAGCUGGUCGUUAAGAUUGUGAAAACCUCUGAUAUCAACACUGUUCUAUUCUUAAGAGAGCAACUCAAACCAGUCAAACACCUAUCAUUCGACCCGAGCGGGAAACACAUUGCAUUGUCUUGUACAGAUGGAAAAGCGUACUUUUAUGCUCUUAUCAAUGAUGAGCCCGAGCUUAUUAGGACAAUUGAUGGGCUCAUCAGGACGGCAGAUACCGACAGCGAAGUCAACACCAAAAUUGUCUGGCAUCCUGACGGGAGAGCCUUCGCUGCUGCGACUGCAACAAGGGAUAUUCAGGUGAUGUCUAGAGGAGACUGGGAAAAUCAAAGAUCAUUUGCGAACGGACACACGAGUGAUAUCACAGCAUUAGCUUGGUCCCCUAAUGGAGCGUUGUUACUGUCGGCUGGCAAAGAAGGAUUGGUUUUGUGGGAUUCGGCGACACAAAAGUCAAUCGCUACGUACGACUAUCCUAACAUCAUGGACGUAUCGUGGCAUCCGCAAAAAAAUCUUGUGUCAUUUACCAACUCUGAAGGUCAGGUAUAUAUUUACAGUGACUUUGUGCCAGCCGAUUCUACCCAUUUGCUCAAACUACCUUUACAACCAGCUCCUUUUAUCCACGACCCUUUAUCAGAAGUAUCAGCAAAUGCCAGAAGGCCGGCGGCAAAUGGCACCAAGGACGUUCCUCAUCGUGGUCCCCGUCAACGCUCACCAGACAAUGUCUCGGACAUCUUGGGUUCUGACAUUAUGGGUGAUGAAGACGAUUUUGUGAUCGACGACGAUGGAGCAGGGUAUGCACUCGGACUGAAUAGCAAUGGCAAAAGGCCGCUGGGAGACUUAGGUGCAUAUUCGAAUCCUCGUACCAAACGCUCUGCGCAAGCUUGGGAACCACAAUUGCACCAACCAGUUCAAUCAGGAUCUACACCAUGGCGGGGAAAUAGAAAGUAUCUGUGUCUUAAUCUGAUAGGGUUUGUGUGGACUGUUGAUCAGGAUACACACAAUACUGUUACAGUCGAAUUUUACGACAAUGAAUUCCACCGUGACUUUCAUUUUACAGAUAACUUCCAGUACGACAAAGCCUGCCUCAACGAAUUUGGUACCUUGUUCUCUUGCAAAACAGAACCGACGACGCCAGCAACAAUCUUCUACCGCCCACACGAGACUUGGACGGCAAGAUUAGAUUGGCGUACAGAGUUACCAGCCGGCGAAGAUGUGACUGCAAUCUCACUGAGUGACUCCUUCAUCACUGUCAUGACAAGUGCAAAUUACGUCAGGGUUUAUACGUUGUUUGGAAUUCCUUAUAGAAUAUAUCGACAAAAGAGCAGUCCUACUGUAUCUUGCGCAAGUUGGCGAGACUAUGUUUUGACUCUGGGUAACGGACCGGUCGGAGCAGAUGGGUACACCAAGCUCGUUUACACUAUUCAAAAUAUCAAAAGAGACGAGAUAUGCCAAAGCGAGGACAUCGUUGCGUUACCUGAUGGUGAAACAAUCAAGAGCGUCUUUUUCUCCGACGCGGGUGAUCCUUGCAUAUACGACACAACAGGCACACUCCUAACCCUUCUCCACUGGCGCACUCCCAACCAAGCAGUCUGGGUACCCCUCCUCGACACCAAGUUGCUUUCCCGCCUCGCCUCGGGUCGCAAAACCGAAUCCUACUUCCCAGUCGCCGUCGCAGAGAACAAAUUUCAUUGUAUAAUCCUGAAAGGAGGAGACCAAUACCCCUACUUCCCCCGUCCACUCCUCUCCGAAUUCAGCUUUGAAAUCCCGGUCUGCCCGCCCGACAAAUCCGAAGACGAAGAUCCAGCUGAAGGAGAUGAAUUGAAGAAGCACGAACGCAAUUUCGUUCUCAACUCCGUUCUUCAUGCUCAACAUCAGGAUCUAAUUGAAUUCACGCAAUCCACCUCGGCGCAGCGAAGCGCGUUGCAGCGGAUGGAACUGGAGAUUGAUAAGACGUUGCUGCAAAUGAUGGCUUUGGAAUGUAGAGAAGGCGAGGAGAGAGGUAUGAGGGCACUGGAGAUGGUUAAGUUGCUAAGAGAUCGAUCAGGCAAGAUGAUUGAGGCUGCUGGGAAAGUAGCAGAUCGCUAUGGUAGGAGUGUUUUAAGCGAGAAGAUUAGGGAGGUUGGUGAAGAGGUAUUGGGUGGGAUGGAUGAGGAUUAG